AUGCAUGAAGCAAUCAUAUUGAAAAGCACAUGUUCUCGUGACAUAUCAGGAAACCGUAAUUGUUUGUACGAUGGUCUGGAUUACAUAUAUGGUCGUGGAUAUGACAAUAACGACUAUGAGGAUGACUAUGUUGUCGCUCAGAGACGUUACAAAGACCGUGCUUCUGCUGCUUUCGCCGAAGACUUGGCAGAUCUGCGACGCAAACGGAGAGAUAUGCAGGAUCGUAUCUUCGAUGUAAUCGACUUGAAUGCUGAAAUUGAGAAGGCUAAGACUACUCUAGAAGCAGCAGAUUUUGCGUUUCAACGACACGCGAAUAAAUUCGAUAAUACUGACAACUGCGAAGACAUGUCAAAGAGACCAGAAAUCAUGUCCGAGAAAAGAUUCCCUAGAGGCACAAAGUGGAUCAAAGUACCGAACGUAGAUAUAGAAUCGUAUAUGCCGCACCCGACAAGAUCAAAACAAGAUAGAUCUACUUCAUUAGUAGAAGCGGCUAAUAUCGAAGAUCCGUUAAAUUCGGUUGCUAUGCUACCGUUAAAGAGGAGGUUUUUAAAAAGGAAAAAAAGCGUCUCGUUCUAA
Molecule: messenger RNA, 576 nt
Organism: Dufourea novaeangliae
Lineage: Eukaryota; Metazoa; Arthropoda; Insecta; Hymenoptera; Halictidae
Exons: 3
Coding region: 1-576 (191 amino acids)
Source: RefSeq, a predicted model, not a curated record